Molecule: messenger RNA, 2798 nt
Organism: Ylistrum balloti
Lineage: Eukaryota; Metazoa; Mollusca; Bivalvia; Pectinida; Pectinidae
Product: ATP-dependent RNA helicase DDX54-like
Exons: 20
Coding region: 68-2755 (895 amino acids)
Cellular component (GO): nucleus
Molecular function (GO): RNA helicase activity; RNA binding; ATP binding
Source: RefSeq, a predicted model, not a curated record
UUCAGUAGAGAGCUUAAUCUGUUAGUGCUAGUUCUGUAUAUGAUACUUUUGUUCGUAGACGGUAAAGAUGGCAAGACAUCAUAGAUUAAAGAAGCGAAAACCUAUUUUAGAUUCAGGAAAGAAGAGAGGUGGCACACACAAUGCUAAAAACAAGAGGACAGGACCUGCAAAUCACAUGAAAAAACACGUCCCUUCCAAACCCAGUUUUCAGAAAGGAGACACGGACAACCGGGAGUCUAAAAGAAAAAAGACGAAGAAAGUGUCGUGGAAAUCAAAAGGCAAAAUGGAGGAAUCCGACGAUGGUUCUGAGUUUGAAGAGGUGUCUGAAUCUUUAGUACAAUAUAAGCCCCAAGAAGAUGAGGAUUCCACAGACACAGACAGUGAUAAAGAGUUACAGGAAACACGGAAGCUAGUCACACAACAAAACAGAAAAAAGAAGAAAUCUGGAGGUUUUCAGUCCAUGGGUUUCUGUCACCAGGUGUACACAGGUAUAAUACGAAAAGGCUACAAGAUACCAACACCUAUUCAAAGGAAGACAAUCCCUCUGAUUCUGGAGGGAAAAGAUGUGGUUGCCAUGGCCAGGACAGGAAGUGGAAAGACGGCUGCUUUCCUACUCCCAAUGUUUGAAAAGCUGAAAAUGCAUACAGCCAAAGCUGGAGCAAGGGCACUGAUAUUGUCCCCUACAAGGGAAUUAGCGCUACAGACCCUCAAGUUCACCAAAGAGCUUGGCAAGUUUACAGGUCUGAAGGCUGCGGUCAUUCUGGGAGGUGAUAAAAUGGAUGACCAAUUUUCUUCGCUACAUGAAAACCCUGAUAUUAUCAUCGCCACGCCUGGACGAUUACUUCAUGUGUUGGUCGAGAUGAACCUACGAUUGAUGAACGUUGAGUAUGUAGUGUUUGACGAGGCUGACAGAUUGUUUGAGAUGGGAUUCCAAGAACAACUCCUCGAGAUUAUACACCGUCUGCCUGAGUCUCGCCAAACUCUGCUUUUCUCUGCCACCCUCCCCAAACUGUUGGUUGACUUUGCCAAGGCCGGUCUCCAUGACCCAACUCUCUUAAGACUUGAUGUGGAAACGAAGCUUAGCAACCAGUUAGAGAUGUCAUUUUUUCAUUGCCGAGAAGACGACAAAUCAGCCUUGUUAUUACAUAUACUGAAGAAUGUAAUAGUGGAGGAGAGACAAAGUGUGAUAUUUGUAGCUACUAAACAUCACGUGGAAUACCUCAAUUUGCUACUAGAGAAAGCUGGUAUCAGCUCCACCUACAUCUAUAGCUCUUUGGACCAGACUGCUCGUAAAAUCAACAUUGCCAAGUUUCAACUGAAGAAAGUGAAGGUUCUUUUGGUGACGGAUCUUGCGGCUCGAGGAAUAGACAUUCCACUGCUGGACAAUGUGAUUAACUACAACUUUCCAGCCAAGUCUAAACUGUUUGUGCAUCGAGUUGGUCGUGUUGCGAGAGCUGGUCGGAGUGGGACAGCCUUUUCCCUGGUGGCUCAAGAUGAGGUUCCAUACCUGAUAGAUCUACAUGUGUUCCUAGGCAGGCCACUCAAGGUUGUCUCUCAACAGACAGGCAAAGAUGAGGAUGGUCUCUAUGGCAGUGUUCCUCAGACUGUUGCCGAUGAGAUGAGCGAAAAGAUCCGUAUCUGGACAUCACAGUCUAUUGACUUGGAAAACCUUAAGCAGGUCUGUUUGAAUGCCCAGAAGAAGUAUGUGAAAUCCCGUCAAGCACCUGCAACUGAGUCUUUGAAACGUUUUAAAGAAUUAAAUCGUAAUGGUGUGAUUCCUGGAGUUCACCCUAUAUUUGGAGAGCUGAGUGAAGACUCGGAGAUGGAGCGUAUCAACCUACUGAAUUCACUCAAGACCUACAAGAGUAAUAGUACAAUUUUUGAAGUUAAUGCCACAGCAAAGACGCAAGCAUUUUCUGUGAUGAAAUCAAAGAGAGGCUGGCAUCAGAAUGUGAUAGAACGCAAGACUGAAAAUAUAUCAGCCUUCAAGCAGAAAUCACUGGAAAAAUCAGCAGUUGAGAGGCAGCAAAUACAGGAAACAGUGGAGGACAAAGAACUAGAGACUGCGUUUUCCAAAGUAAUUGGAGGAAAAGCAAGUCAACGAUCCUUCACACCAAAGAAGAAAAAACGCAAGUUUGUUGAAAUAAAGGAUGAAGAGAAUUACCUCCAUUAUCGUCCUGCUGAUUUCCAGUCAGAGCGAGGGUUCAGUCUCGGCUCAACGUUUGAUAAAGAGACUUCAGCUGUCCAGUUUGACAUAGCAGGAGACGAUGAUGAUGCUGUCAAGAAACUCAAGACUUCUGUACGAUGGGACAGAAAGAAAAAGAAGUUUGUGAGGGAUGAUAGCAACGACCCAAAGAAAAAGAAGAUAAGAACUGAGAGUGGGGCGUGGAUUCCCGCCUCCUACAAGUCUAAUGCAUACAAGGAAUGGCAGAAUAAAAACAAAGUAGACGAUGCGGAGAUCGAUCACAGUGAUGACGACGACGAUAAACAAAAGAGCAAUCAUAUCAAGGUUCUAGGAGGCAAGGGCAGGAAGUGGCAUACACGAGGUCAAGAGGAUAGCCAGAACAGCUUGAAGAACAGCUCUAGGAAAGGCAAAUUCAAAAUUCCAAAACAGGAGCGUAAACGUCCUGAACAGAUCAUGAAGACCAGAAAUGUAAAAGCUCGUAAACAAGCUUUCCAAAAACAUCAAGAGCAGGCACGACAAAAGCGUAAAAACUUCUCCGCAAAAAUGUCAAAAAAGAAAGGACGAAGAUAGAGAUGUUAAAAGAGUGGUUAUUUAAAGUAAAACGAUGCUAAUA